ACGGGCAACAAACGAUAUUGGACACAUUGGUCAUUGGAUGGAAGACCCCGUGGCUGGCGUCAGCUUCUCCGUCGGAUUCGCCGUAGCCUUCUUGAUCGUGCUGUGCUAUUUCAGGUACAGCUGGCUGCGGGAUGAAGCGGACGACGCGUUGCUUUCGAACGAAUUUGUGGGCCAUCUCGCUGGACUCACGCGCGAUCAACUGGAAAACACGGAUUCAGAGGCACAAAAGUGGACUUGCAACAUUUGUGAUUUCUACAACGCCGACUCGUCUCCCGCCUGUGUUUUAUGUGACACUGCUCGGGAGCUCUAUUUGGUGGUAUCUCCAGCCUUUGAGCAACUUGAUCGCACAUUGUUGCCGAGUAAUUUCACCGACAAACAACGAGCUGCGAGGCUUCGCAAGCAGUGGCGGCGUGGUUUCGACGGGCGUGUAUGGAGCUGGCAUGCCUCUGACCAGGAAGCGGCUGCUCAGUCGUCGUGGCAAGUUGUCGGCCGACCAAAUCCUCAAGUGGACUUGGCCUUAAUGGCAUUGCAAGACGCGACUGCGGGGGUCACCCUACUCGGCCAGCCGUUAACCCCUUGGUGGUUUGGGCAACUGGACCAGCUCACUCGGCUAUCGUUCUCGCUCAAGUACGCGUGGCUUCUGGAGCAACUUGCUGCCAACUACGACGGCCACGCGCGAUUGGUCGUGUCUCGCGACACCAUUCUAGAGCAAUCUCUCACCGGAUUGGCCAAAACGCCGCUGAGGAAUCUAUGUACGCUCAGCGUGAUCACCCUCGAGCACGAAACCGCUGUGGACGCGGGCGGCGUCACGCGCGAGUGGUACUCGGUGCUGGCGUUGGCCAUAUUGGAGCCAAGUCAAGGGCUGUUUAUAGUGACCAACCAGGACGACCAGUCGUUCUUUAUUAAUCCCAACUCGGAAAGAGUCCACGGCCCCAACCACUUGGAGAGAUAUUUGGCCAUUGGACGGCUCCUCGGACGAGCCAUCAUCGACGAGCAAGUGCUGCCGUUUCACUUUUGUGUCCCGCUGUUCAAGAUGCUGCUGGGGUACCCCGUCUCUAUCCAAGACAUUCGGUACUUGGACCCGACCGUAUAUUCGAGCUUGACCUACAUUCGCGACUGCGAUGACGUGGACGAUUUGGCGCUGACGUUCAGUGUGAGUGUGGACACGGAUGUACCGGAAGUGGAGCUGGUGGUCGGGGGUCGGGACGUGGGGGUGACCAACGCCAACAAGGCCGAGUACGUGGAGAGGAUGGUGCAGUACUUGAUGUUUGAGCGCGUGGCGCCGCAGCUGCAGCGGCUGGUGCAGGGUCUGUACGACGUGUUGCCCCAGGAGCUGCUCAUGCCGUUCGACUACAAGGAGCUGGAGCUGAUUUUGUGUGGGUUUUCAGAGAUCGACGUGGGUGACUGGAAGCGGUCCACGAUCGUGUCCAAGUCGCUCGAGGACGUCGUCGGGUGGUUCUGGGACGUUGUCGAGUUUGACAUGACGCCCUCUGACCGGGCCAAGCUGCUCCAGUUCACCACUGGGUCGUCCCGCGUACCCAUCCAGGGGUUCAAGGGCCUCACGAGCUACGAUGGCCGGCUGUGCCCAUUUUCGCUACAUGGGGUGCCCUACGAGUAUGGCAUAUUCCCCAAGGUCCACUCGUGCUUUAACCGCAUCGACCUGCCCAUUUACCCCUCGAGGGCCUUGUUAGCAGAAGGGUUGUUUGCGUUGGUGAACAUCCAAAGCAUGGCGUUUACGAUGGUGUAGGAAUAGUAAGUUUGAACCAACAAAUGUAUUUAUCUGCUG
Molecule: messenger RNA, 1786 nt
Organism: Aphanomyces astaci
Lineage: Eukaryota; Oomycota; Saprolegniomycetes; Saprolegniales; Verrucalvaceae
Exons: 5
Coding region: 38-1747 (569 amino acids)
Molecular function (GO): ubiquitin-protein transferase activity
Source: RefSeq, a predicted model, not a curated record